CUUAUAGAUCCAUCAAAAGGAGAAUGCUUUUGGAAAAUGACUCUUCAGUGACUGAGUUCAUUCUUGCAGGUUUAACAGAUCAACCAGAUCUCCAGAUCCCCUUAUUCCUUCUCUUUUUAGGGGUCUAUGUGAUCACUAUAGUGGGAAACCUGGGACUGAUCAUUUUAAUCAUGAUGAAUUCUCACCUUCACACUCCUAUGUACUAUUUCCUCUUCAACUUGUCUUUCAUUGAUCUUUGGUACUCCUCUGUCUUUACUCCCAAAAUGUUGAUGAAUUUUAUUUUAGAGAAAAAUAUCAUCUCCUAUUCAGGAUGUAUGGCUCAGCUCUUUUUCUUCUGUUUUUUUGUUAUUUCUGAAUGCCAUGUGUUGACAAUAAUGGCUUAUGAUCGUUAUAUUGCCAUCUGUAAUCCAUUGUUAUAUAAUGUCAUUAUGUCCUAUCAGGUCUGUUCAUGUCUAUUGGGUUGGUCUUAUACAAUAGGGUUUGCUGGUGCAAUGGCUCACACUGGAUGCAUGCUGAGACUGUCCUUCUGUGAUGACAAUAUCAUAAACCAUUACAUGUGUGAUAUAUUGCCCCUCCUCCAGCUCUCCUGCACCAGCACCUAUGCCAAUGAGCUGGUGGUUUUCAUUACUGUGGGCUUUAACGUCAUAGUGACUAGUGUCACCAUCUUCACCUCUUAUGCUCUCAUCCUGUCCAGUAUCCUGAGCAUCAGUUCCAGGGAAGGCAGGUCUAAAGCCUUUAGUACCUGCAGCUCCCACAUACUUGUUGUUGCUCUUUUCUUUGGGUCAGCUUUAUUCGUGUAUCUUAAACCUGCUUCCUCAGAGGUUGUGGACCAGGGGAAAGUAUCUUCAAUCUUUUACACAAAUAUGGGGCCUAUGCUAAACCCCCUUAUUUAUAGUUUGAGGAAUAAAGAUGUUCAAAUUGCCUUAAAGAAAACCUUGAGAAAAAUGUUCUCCAGAACAGGAAUAGGAUUUUCAUAA
Messenger RNA from Gracilinanus agilis (Agile Gracile Mouse Opossum), 977 nucleotides. Its product is annotated as olfactory receptor 8B3-like. Gene Ontology annotation, biological process: sensory perception of smell; G protein-coupled receptor signaling pathway. Gene Ontology annotation, molecular function: odorant binding; olfactory receptor activity; G protein-coupled receptor activity. Bases 24 to 977 code for a protein of 317 amino acids. Gene Ontology annotation, cellular component: membrane. NCBI's taxonomy places the organism in Eukaryota, Metazoa, Chordata, Mammalia, Didelphimorphia, Didelphidae. The record is from RefSeq and is a predicted model, not a curated record. The transcript has a single exon.